Annulohypoxylon truncatum is the source of this 2958-nucleotide messenger RNA. RefSeq lists its product as uncharacterized. The coding region runs from base 399 to 2777 and encodes 792 amino acids. Gene Ontology annotation, molecular function: serine-type endopeptidase activity. The transcript is spliced from 4 exons. NCBI's taxonomy places the organism in Eukaryota, Fungi, Ascomycota, Sordariomycetes, Xylariales, Hypoxylaceae. The record is from RefSeq and is a predicted model, not a curated record. Gene Ontology annotation, biological process: proteolysis.
GCGUCCUUCAGCUAGCUGCUGCGCCAUGCAUACACAAGGAGGUCUCAUGGAGGUGAUUGCUAUCACCAUGUGUACUGUCUAUGCUCGAAGGGGAUAGCGAGCUAGAGAAAUGGUUCGAGUGAUGAGACGCCAUAGGCGUUUUCAUCGGGGUCGCCGAGGUAGCUCGAAUGCGAAGAGAUUGAGAGUGAUGAGGACUCACGAUGAUCUCAGUGUAUGAACAAGUCAUGGCGAAAAGUAUAAAGUCAACCCUCACCCUUAUUCCGUCUAUGAUCCAACAGCUCUCAAACACAGACAGACCUCUAAGAUACCCAGCUCCAGUGCCUCGCUUUUCAAUUCAUCUUGAUUUUCCAUCCUUCAUAGCCUAUUCACACCUUUAUUAACUUCCCCAAUCCUUCAAGAUGACCGUUCUAACUGUUGCCGAGCCCGUUGAGGCCAUUGCCAUCAAGGCGCAAGACAUCGACUCCCAGGCAGUAACCAUCAAUGCCGCUCUCAACAAGAUCACAACCACCAUUGCGGGUGUCUGGGAUCUGGAGACGAACAAGAAGGAUACAGUGGACACCAGCAAAGCCGUCUUCAUCCCCCACAAGAACCCAGGUUCGGAAUCCGUUGUCGAGGGCGACGACCGCAUGCUCGUAGAUCCUGUUCACUUUGCACCCGGCGGCAAAUACAGAUCCAUCCUCAAGCUUUUCAUCAAGUACGAGAACCUAGGCGACAGCAAGUUCGCCCACGGCACCGGUUGGCUGAUCCGCCCCGACGUGAUGAUCACCGCCGGCCACAACGUGUUCACGUGGCGGGCGAACGGCGGGAGGGCGCGCGAGAUCAUCGCAUACGCUGGCUACAACGGCGCCUCCAGCAUCAACGACCCGUCCGUUGAGGUUCGCAAGGCGAAGCGGGUCGUCACGACCUCGCAGUGGCUGUCGAACCGCGGCUCCAUGGCCCACGACUUCGCCAUGGUCAUGUUCGACCAGCCCUUCACGAACGCCACGCCCUUCCCCUACAUCGAGACCCCAGCCAAGGACAAGCUCGAGCUCGGCGUCGUCGGCUACCCGGCCGACAAGAUCGACGAGCGGAACGGCGAGAGGGGAGGCAGGAUGUACGAGCUGUUCGAGACCACGGAGUACAAUCUCAUGGAGCAGAAGGAUACCAUGCUUCAGCACUUCAUCGACUCCGAGGGAGGAAACUCCGGCGGCCCGGUACUAAGGCGAUCCGAUCUCUGCGCCAUCGCGACGCACGUCUACGGCGGCGACGCCAACACCGCCUCGGUCAUCGGCCGCUACGGCAACCCGGUGCAAGACUACGUCGCGGCCUUCGACCUACCCCUAGCCAACCCGGGCCAGAUCAACCUAGUGCCCGUGAACAGCGGCGCGAUCUCGCAAGCCGACGCCGCCACGGGCCGCCAAGCCGGCGAGAUCGCUAAGCUCGGCGACAACGUCGUGGCUCCCGUCGUCGUCGGCAGUGCGACAAAGUCCGGCGGAAAGACCGAGUUCUGGAUCUUCGAGGGCGUCGACGAGAUCUUCCGCCUGACGAAGGACAUCGCGGAGACCCUUGGCCCCGUCAUCGCCGGCCCGGUCGGCGCCGUGAUCUUGCCUACCAUCGUGCAGGGGAUCAAGCUCGCGCAGCCUGAAGGCCUUUUUGACAUGGACGCCUCCCUCCGCCGAGCCCUCCUAGCCAACAGCACACUCCUCGUAGCACAGCAGCGCAGCGCCAACGAAGAAGGCUUCUUCGACGAUGUCGGGCGGGCGAUCAGCGCGUCUUUGAAGCACGAUCCGCUGGUCCGCGCCAUCGGCGAGCCCGUGGUCAAGCUACCGUUCGCGGAAGUCAUGGCGGCUAUCGGCGUCGUCGGCUCCGCGGCCGAGAAGCUCGUCGACGACGUCGCGGGCGAGAUAACCCGGGCCUUGCUCACGCGCGUGCAGAUCCCGGACCUGGCGCACAUCGGCGCCGUCGCUAACGCUGUCGUUGCUAGUAGGAAGGCGGAGAGCGCUAUGGAUGUUGAUUCCGUGCCUACUACUAACGGCAACGGUCACAGUCACGGUAACGGUCACGGUAACGGCGCUGCGGCGGCGAGUGAGAACGAGACUGCGUUCAUCCAGCAGCUUUCUCAAGCCAUUUCAGCUAAGAGCAGUAGCAACGGAGCUAGCAGCAAAGAAGAAGGCUGGCUCGACGACGUGGGCGGGUUCUUCGAGGGCGCGGCCCGAUCCGUCGGCGACGUGGUAUCCGACGGGGCCAAGAUCGUCGGCAAGGCGACGCUCGAGGGCGUGAACUUCGCCGUCGACACCGUCAACGACGGGAUCAACGCCGUGGCCAAGGUGCCCGUCGUCGGCGACGUAUUCGGCACCGUGAUCAGAGACGACCCGGCCUACAUGAUGCUCGUCGCCCUCGGCAAAGCGGCCAAGGAGGCGCGGAUCGAGAGCGCCUUCGACAACGACAACGACGACGAGAAGAGCAAUGGCAACAGCGGCAAGCCCGAAGGCCUGUUCGACGACCUGGCGCGCGAGAUCGGGAAGGUCGCGCAGGCGCUGGUCCUGCACCAGGUUCUCGCGGACCAGUUCCUGACGGCGCAGAUGGCGCGGCCCGUGGGCCAGCUCAAGGAAGAGGGCUUCUUCGAUGACGUGGGCGAUUUCUUCAAGAACGGCAAGAACAUCAUGGCCAUUGGCGGCGGCAUCAACGCCGCCGCGGCGGUCACGCCUCUCGUGCCUGUCGUUGGUCCGAUGGUUGGGCUCGGACUCUUGGGUGUUGGGAGCGGCGUGGCGUUUAUUGGUAUCGCGAUGGAAACGUGAUCUGUGGCUUUUUUUAGAGGGGAUGAGCUAUGCAGGCAUGGCUGGCGGAACGUGAGGGCGCGAGUCAGUGGCUGGUUCUGGUAUGGAUUUGUAACGGGAGUUAGGCAAUUUAUAUGAACAGUAAUGAACACGAAUAUAACAUUUUCAUUGUUAUAAUAUUUCAUACUGAAUCCGAGUGCAA